Molecule: messenger RNA, 1727 nt
Organism: Athalia rosae (coleseed sawfly)
Lineage: Eukaryota; Metazoa; Arthropoda; Insecta; Hymenoptera; Athaliidae
Exons: 6
Coding region: 514-1365 (283 amino acids)
Source: RefSeq, a predicted model, not a curated record
CGUUCGCAGCAUGGACGUCAACGAAUAAAGAUGACGAGAGUUACUUUUUCCGUAUCACCGAAAGUAUCACCUUACUUCAAAUAUUAAAACAAAUUGAUGACAAAUAUUCUUUGAGCAAUCCGUGUAAUUCAGCAUCUCCGAAUUUAUUUCCGAAGCUCGAAUCCCCGCUCGGGGAGGGCCUAUAGUGUCUUCAGCUGUACUAAAAAAUUGUUCUCAAUUUGCUCCCAAUUGCUCCGUACUUGUUGUUGGCUUUUUCGUUGUAAGUUUGCAUAAAAAAUGUGAAACUUCCUUCCACGGUAAAAUACGGUCUGCUCAUGUGUCAACUAAUAUAUGGUCAGUUUUGACGUCACGCGCCAACUUCAGAGCGGUGAGUUGUGGCAUCCCACAAGCUUUUCGUAGUGCUCCAUCUACACGCAGUUUUCAAGUGGGGAUGUUGAAGACUGUGUUUAGUCAAAACAGUGCCUUCAGCUACACGCUAUAUUCAAGGUUAACAAAUCUUCAGUCAACGGCACCAUGGAUCAUCAUCAGCCGGAAAUGAUGAUCACGGUCUUGAAUGCGUACGUCAACUGGUUAAAACUCCAAGGUGAGGACUAUGUUCAAAGAAAUUUGGAAAAAUUCAUGCUCAUCAGAAAAAAACAGCAAUAUCGUACUCUAAUAGCGCUUCCCCUUCGCCGUCGUCGACGCAAAUCAUUUGUAAGAUCUUGUUGGAUUGAAGCAGAACUUCAUGGAGGAGAACUUCGUCCCCAUAAUCAUGGAACAUUCUGGGAAACAUGUGUUUCUCAUUAUACUGAUUACCGAUUUGAAAAAAAAUUUCGGUUGUCACGAGCGUCAUUUGAAUACCUAUGUCAACAAUUGACUCCCUACCUUGCUUGUAAUAACACCAUAAUGAGACAAGCAAUUGUCGUUCCAAAAAGGAUUGCCGUGGCCUUGAUUGUACUUAAAGGAAAUAUUGACUUCCGGACAGUUGCUGAUCUGUACGGCAUUGGCAAAAGUACAUUUCCAAAAACAGGAAAAAAAAAGAUUGCUAUAUCCAAUGGCUUUCUAAGAAGAUGGCGAUUUCCCGAUUGCUUUGGAGCGAUGGAUGGCACCCAUAUAUCAAUCCUGGCUCCGUCAGAUUGCACAAAGGAUUACUAUAACUACAAAUUCUUCCACUCAAUUGUCGUAUUGGCUGUAGUAUGCUAUAAUUAUAAAUUCAUAAAAAUGGACCCUACAAAAACAGAGGAAGAGAUCUUUUUUCUCCUACCACUGCCGAAAGUUCCCCUUUUAUUCCCUCAAGCUGGUGGCUUGCUGAACCCCCACACCCUCUUCGACAAGCGUGUAGACGGAGCACUACCAAACACCACCAAUCGACCACCAAAUGAUUGAUAAAAUCGAAAUUGUAAAAUGUUCGAGUUGGUCGGCCAACUUUACGACUGCUAAUAAUAUUGUAGUAAUCAUCGAAUGAUUAUUAUUUUUGUUAUUGCUCGUGUUUAUAAUCAUAGUGUGAAUGUCCUUACUCUUAUCAUGACUGUGGGUUAUUUUCCCUUCUUAAACCAUCUCCGACAAAGUUUUUUUUCUCUAUAAAAAUAACUUACUGAUCAUUUUAUUAAGGGAUUUAUCAUAUAUAAACUACGUCUGAAUUAUUAUUUAAGAUUGCAAUGAUUAUUAGAUCAUUUGUCCGAUACUACUUAUAUUACAAUUAAGCUAUUGUAUUUGCUAGUUGAAUAAAUUUAUUUAUUUACUAGUAA